GACAUCAAACAUUGGCAAACUAACACACAACGUCCAAACACCGUGUGUUUAUGGAUAUGCAAAUGCUCAUUUCUGUCUUUUUUGCCCCAACCUUUUAUCCCUCCAGCGAGGUAGGCGGGAACAGGGCUUAUGCGUCUGCGUGCCGGGUUUAGAUCACGAAGGAAAUCAAUGAACAAGUGGUGGAAUGCUUACGAAAGGAAUAACGAGCAAGGAAACAGGCCACACCCCUCCCGCCAAAAGAGGUCCUUUUACUGCUGCGCUAUUCCAAAGGCUCAGAAUAAGGUUAUUCUCUCCCUUUGAGCUUUAUAACCACAGUUACAUUUGGGGAUCUAAGCGGGCAUGAAUACCUGAACCGAAUAAGAAAGGCAGUCUCCUCACUAAGCGUUGGAGACACCGGCUGAAAGGCAUAUAUAUACAUGCAUACAUACAUACAAACAUACAUGCAUGUAGCCACGAAUUUCUAUCCAUUUUAAAACAAUACACACGACACGUAAACAUUUCCUAAAGACAUGCAGGAGCCGUCUUUAGGCCGUUCUCCACUAGCGGGUGGGAGGAGCAACUGUAGACAGGCGAGUGCUUCCGCGUGACCCGUCAGGCUCCACCCUGCGGCGCCUGGCUUCCCCGUGCGCAGUGCGCAGCGCAGUCCCGGUUCGGUAAGGCCGCUGGCUGGUCUCGGCUUCGCUCGGUUUAGUUUUCGGCUCUGACAUGGUCGGCGCGCGUGAAGGGAACGGCCACGCAGCUCUCGCUCACGUUCCGUCGCCAUUACGUAGUCGAGGUGGUGUGUGCUGUCCUCGCGCGCGCAGGCGCUUCAUUUAGUCAAUAUUUCCAAAUUUGUUGACCGACGGCUCUCGCUGAAGGCCACGCGCCUUGCCUUAACUGGAGCUCGCGGACACACGGAGGAUCACCGACGAUGUUCGAGACCCGAGGCAUUCCCUUCGUUCUGCUCGACGUUGCCUGUCUUGUACUCGCUGGACUCCCAUUCGCUAUACUCACAAUUCAACAUCGACCGUUCAAACGAGGAUUUUUCUGUAGUGACGAUUCGCUCAAGUACCCUCUUAAGGAAGACACCAUAUCCUAUCAGUUAUUAUGCGGCGUAAUGAUACCACUUGCGCUGCUUACUAUGGUCACUGGCGAGUGCCUUUUAAUUUAUCUAAACCGCCUGAAAUCAAAGUCCAUUUUUAACAACAGCUAUGUCGCCUGCGUCUACAAAGCAGUCGGCACCUUCCUGUUUGGUGCUGCUAUGAGCCAAUCCCUCACAGACAUCGGAAAGUACUCCAUUGGACGGCUGCGACCACACUUCCUGGAUGUGUGCAAACCCGACUGGAAGCUGAUCAACUGCUCAAUGGGCGCAUACAUUGAGAACUUCACCUGCACUGGGGACAAGACCAUGGUGAACGAAGGCAGGUUGUCUUUCUACUCUGGACACUCCUCCUUCUCUAUGUACUGCAUGCUGUUCCUGGCGCUGUAUCUCCAAGCGCGAAUGCAAGCAGAAUGGGCCAGGCUCCUGCGUCCCACAAUCCAGUUCUUCCUCAUCGCUGCCUCUGUGUACACGGGACUUUCUCGCGUGUCCGAUUACAAACACCACUGGAGUGACGUUCUCACUGGCCUCCUACAGGGGGCGCUCAUGGCCAUACUGGUGGUGUUCUUCGUAUCCGACUUCUUCAAAAAGCCACCAAUCCCGCACGCCACAUUACAGGAGACACCAACCAACGGCAAUCAUUAUGACAGCCCCAACUGAAGCUACCGGGAACCUUUGUGCAGUGUCCCACUGACCCAGUGGGGCUGGGUUUCGGGGCGAACCACUGCAGUGGAGAUCUGUGAAUGUAACGCCUGCUUUCUCCUGCUCUGCUGAGCUGCUUGCUCACCUCUUUUAGAACUUAAUUCUCCCAUCAUGCCUUGGCUGACCUGCUGCUACAACUGCUUCCUGUGUAUAACCUCGAUGCUAACAGAGACAUAUACAGAUGCCUCAAAAGAACCAAUACUACUUCGCUCCCACCACAGAAAACACAAACCUUAAAAAAAUUGGGGCAAGAAUAAUCACUAUAUGGACCUUUCUUUUUAAUUAAAAUUAUGUUAAAACUGUAUGUACAAAAAAAAAACCUGUUUCUGAAAGACAAAAGAACAUUAUUCUUAAAUUGAACACAAAUAAAACAAGUUUUAUGUUA
Molecule: messenger RNA, 2165 nt
Organism: Electrophorus electricus (electric eel)
Lineage: Eukaryota; Metazoa; Chordata; Actinopteri; Gymnotiformes; Gymnotidae
Source: RefSeq, a predicted model, not a curated record